AUGCCGACUUCACCCGCCGCCGCCGCGGCCACGGAAGCGUCUGGCCCAGUCGCACUGGAUUCUCCUCUGCGAACGACUCCCAUCCACCCAUCCGUCCCGUCUGUCAAAGUGCCAGACACAGCCCUGACUACCGAGCCCAACACGAACCCCGUCACGCUGCGACCCUUUACCGAGGCCGAGCUGGAGAAACAUGGGUUCGAGAAACUGCGAGAGCAGAUCGUUGGCGCUUCGAAGUCGGGCUCGGGUAAGGGAGGAUCUGGAGUGACGGAGAAACAAAAGCAGGAGAUUGAGCGCAUCAGGGAGGAAACCGCGGCGUUGUUGAAGCAGAAGUUGGACGAGAGGGAGACCAAGGUCCGCCAGAUUGAGCGGGAGAUGGAGGUCAAGGCGAAAACUCGCGAGGUUGAGAGGAAGGUGUUUCAAAAGAAGUUUGGGGCGGGGAAGGAUCUGUGA
Capronia coronata CBS 617.96 is the source of this 450-nucleotide messenger RNA. RefSeq lists its product as uncharacterized. NCBI's taxonomy places the organism in Eukaryota, Fungi, Ascomycota, Eurotiomycetes, Chaetothyriales, Herpotrichiellaceae. The record is from RefSeq and is a predicted model, not a curated record. Bases 1 to 450 code for a protein of 149 amino acids. The transcript has a single exon.